Messenger RNA from Botrytis cinerea B05.10, 1766 nucleotides. RefSeq lists its product as hypothetical. Gene Ontology annotation, molecular function: N,N-dimethylaniline monooxygenase activity; NADP binding; flavin adenine dinucleotide binding. The record is from RefSeq and is a predicted model, not a curated record. Bases 35 to 1708 code for a protein of 557 amino acids. The transcript has 5 exons. NCBI's taxonomy places the organism in Eukaryota, Fungi, Ascomycota, Leotiomycetes, Helotiales, Sclerotiniaceae.
GUCUAAAUGUUUUCUUAGCAAGGUGAAAGUCAAGAUGGGGGAUAAGCCUGCAAAGAGAAGCGCUUUAGUAAUCGGAGCAGGAAUAUAUGGUCUAAUUACAGCAAAAACACUGUUACACGACUCCGCAUCAUUCUUUGACUCUGUAGAGCUUCUCGAAAGGAAUGAAGAGCUUGGAGGAGUGUGGGCAAAUAACCGCAUUUAUGAUGGAUUGACCACCAACUCGCCACUUCUAACUUACGAGAUUCCCGACUUUCCAUAUUCAGAUGACCUUCGUAAGACCGGACGGCACGUGAAGGCCGAGGAGGUAAAUCGCUACCUUCAAGAUUAUGCAGAAAAGAAUAGUCUCGUCACUCGAAUCAAGUUCCACCAUCAUGUUCAAGAGAUAUCUUGGGACUCCGAUCAGCGACUUUGGAUUAUCAACGGACACACACAAAAUCAAUCCUUCUGCUUAUCCUCUACACAUUUAGUGAUCUGUACGGGGCUAUACCACGCUGCACAUGUGCCUCCAAGCUUACAGGGGAACAAUGUCGCGGAUUUUGCUGGCAACGUGUGGCAUUCUUCUCAGGUUUCUAAUCUUGAUAUUCAGCAAGCAUUAGCUGGCUCCGGUGAUAUCGUAGUGGUUGGAGCUGGAAAGUCGGCUAUUGAUUUGGCAACAUUGCUAGCACAAGGUCAAUGGUCUGUAGAAGAUUCUCCAACUGUCAACCUGGUCUACCGGCAGCCGCAUUGGCUUUCACCUCGUAAUAUUCUUCACAAUACCGUAGCAUUCGAGAAGAUUCUCUUUUGCCGCUUCGUGAACGCGUGGCUACCAUUUGCCAAUCCUCCAGAUAUCUUCCAUCGCUAUGUUGCUGAUACUGCUCUCGGACGCUGGUGUACGAGAAAGAUAUUUGAAAUUGUCUCUUGGGACUUUAUCACCUCAAACUUACAACAAGACUUGCCGCAGACGAUACCUAACAACCCUUUGUCAGGAGCACUAUCGGGCGCCUUGCACGUUACGCCAGUCAGCUAUCUGGAAAGCGUCCGCGAUAGAAAGAUAGAGAUUUUCGAAGGACAUAUCGCGUUAUUGCGUGGGGACAAAGCAUAUAUUGUUGACAAGUCCGGCUCUACACAGAUUGUCAAAGCCGACAAUGUGAUAGUUGCAACAGGCUAUAACUUGUCCUUGCCCUUUCUUUCUAAAUCACUACUUGAAGAUUUGGGUCUUGUAGCUAGAGGAGAUCUGGCUAGAAUACCCAAUACGGAAGACUUGCCAUAUAUACGCCUUCAUCGCUUAGUAGUUCCACCAGAAGCAAUACACCAAUCGUCGUCCAGGACAACUGAGAAUUCGAAGCCGUACCGAAACAUUGCAUUCAAUGGGUUUGCAUACAGCCUGUUGAAUCCUACCGUUGCUUUCGUGACUGCCAACUGGAUUUCUGAUUAUUUCGGUGGAAAGAUUAGCCUCCCACGCCAAGAUCGCAUAGAGGCUGAUAUUAGUAGAUUUUAUUCAUGGCAGAUUGAAAGUUUCGGAUCAAAAGGUGCGAAAGGGGUUCAUAUUGGCUCGCACGCCACGUUAUAUACGGACCUCCUUCUUAAAGAUAUGGACCUGCAAUCUGGGCACGUGAUUGAUGGGGGUUUUGUUAGUCGUACAAUCCGAGAAUGGUUCCGACCAAUGUUUCCUGCUCUAUAUGCGCGCGUGGCUCACGAACGUUUGUUGAGAGAUAAGAAGAUAGGUUGAAGAGUUGUAUUUGAUACAAGAUCAGAUAGACAUCUCCAAAUAGCAAAAUUGAAGCCUA